AUGCGUCACAACUCAAUAGCACGCGUGCUUCGGGCACCAAAGGCAUCUGCGCGGUGCAGCCCAGCCCUGCCGCCCACGACUUUCGCAUGCAGACGGUCAUUCCAUACAAGCAAAAGAUGCCAGACCGAUGGGGUCUACAAAGCACUCACAGAGAUGAGAAUCCGCACGCCAUGGAUAGAAGCACUGAGAGAAUCGCAAAAUGGUUCCGCGGCAGCAGACCCGAAACCAACCCCGAAACCAGAUGUGACCCCAAAGAGAAUGUCAGAUAGCUACGUCAGCCUUGUGCUCCCACUGGCUCAAGACAAAUGGCUUCUCGACACAUAUGCGAACUACACCGGACAAAUUCGGACGGGGACGCUCCUUAUGGAUCUCGACGCCAUGGCCGGCGUCGUAGCCUACAAACACACUGGUGAAGGUGUCAGCACAGUGACCGCCGCCGUGGACAGAAUCACACUGCAAAAUCCGAUCAGGGAAAUCUGCGACCUAGAACUGAGCGGCCAAGUCACAUUCGCGACCGGGCGAAGCAGCAUGGAGAUCACGCUACAAAUAGCGAAAGCUCCUGCAGAAGGAGAGAAGAUCUUACCGGAACACGUCUUCAUGACAUGUGCUUUCACCAUGGUGGCAUUGGACCCUCAGACGAAGAAACCGAUCAACAUUGCGCCACUGGAAGUGACGACGCCCGCCGAGAAAGCGAUCUUCGCAAAGGGAGCCGAGAACUACAAGAACAAAAAAGCCAUGAAGUCGGCCCACAUCUUGCAAAAAGCCCCCGAUGCCGAGGAGUCGAUCGAAAUCCAUAAGAUGUGGACCGAAUCGCUCGCGUACGCCGACUCCAAGAAUCCCAAACAUCAACCCAAGAACGUGCAGAACAUGAGCAAGACCACGAUUCACAGCACACAGAUCAUGCAACCGCAAUACCGCAACCGUCACAAUUUCAUGAUCUUCGGAGGGUACCUCCUGAAGCAAACCUUCGAACUAGCAUUCACCUGCGCGGCCGCCUUCUGCCACACGCGACCACGGUUCUUGAACCUUGACCCAAGCACAUUCGAAGAGCCAGUUCCUGUCGGAUCGGUGCUGUACGUGUCCGCGGGUGUUUCGUACACGGAGCCGGACCCCAGCGGCGGUACACGCAUCCAGGUGAUGGUGCGGACGCACGUGCGGCCGGUCGAGCACCAGGACCAGGAACGAAAGUCGACGGGCACGUUCUUCUACACGUUCCUGUCGUCCGACAGUGUCAACGUGCUGCCGCAGAGUUACGGUGAGUUUAUGCGCUGGGUUGCGGGGAAGAGGAGGGCCGAGAAUCUCGCAGCCACGCUUAAGGCCGACCAAUCUACCAUGCUUGCUAGUAUGCACGCUGAGAAUAUCACGGAAUGA
Molecule: messenger RNA, 1371 nt
Organism: Exophiala bonariae
Lineage: Eukaryota; Fungi; Ascomycota; Eurotiomycetes; Chaetothyriales; Herpotrichiellaceae
Exons: 3
Coding region: 1-1371 (456 amino acids)
Biological process (GO): acyl-CoA metabolic process
Cellular component (GO): mitochondrion
Molecular function (GO): fatty acyl-CoA hydrolase activity
Source: RefSeq, a predicted model, not a curated record